Molecule: messenger RNA, 731 nt
Organism: Cephus cinctus (wheat stem sawfly)
Lineage: Eukaryota; Metazoa; Arthropoda; Insecta; Hymenoptera; Cephidae
Gene: Eth
Exons: 6
Coding region: 63-584 (173 amino acids)
Source: RefSeq, a predicted model, not a curated record
AGUUCAAAGCCAGUGAGAGUCAGUCUUGUGAUUCUAUCAUCAGGCCUACGAUUUUUAUUCCAAUGACGACGCAAUUGAAAUCACGUGGUUGUGCCAGUGUUUCUCUCAUUGGCGCGACUAUUCUAAUCUUAGCCAUGAUGGUACUCAGUGUAGAAAGUAACACAGUGAAGACGGAGGAGGUGCCGGAAUUUUUUAUGAAUGCUUAUAAGUCAAUUCCAAAAUUUGAGAAACGCAGUGGAAAUUUUGAAGAUUUCUUUUUGAAAGCAUCCAAAAGCGUGCCGAGGAUUGGUAGACGCGGAGGAUUCGCACCGACGUCAAUUAAAUCAAGUGGUUCGUGGCCGUGGUACAGAAAUUCGGAUUCAUUUCAAGAAGCUGCGAAAAGACCCGUGGAAUUUCCACCAGUCGCAGGAGACGAUCCGUGGUCCUGGGAGAAUUAUUCGAACGCCUUAGAAAAUUCACCCGAAUUUUUGAAAACUCUUAUGAGCCUUUAUGCGGCAGAUUCCUCAAAGUACGGAACAGCAUACGACAACGCACAGCAAAUUGUGCAAAGGGUAAAGCGUACGGAAGCUAGCGAAUCGAAAUGAAAAAUUGAAAAAAAAAUGAACCCCAACAGGACGAUUCAAAAUGGCCAAACAAAUUUAAUAUAAUGAUAGUCAACGCGCACUCCUUUUUAACUGUAUAAGAAUCAUCGGUGACGGGGCAAUAUUUCAAAUAAAUUUUGAAGCAUCGAA